This is a messenger RNA of Drosophila innubila, 2856 nucleotides long. RefSeq names its product gamma-1-syntrophin (gene Syn2). The transcript is spliced from 10 exons. Lineage: Eukaryota; Metazoa; Arthropoda; Insecta; Diptera; Drosophilidae. The record is from RefSeq and is a predicted model, not a curated record. The coding region runs from base 1010 to 2554 and encodes 514 amino acids. Gene Ontology annotation, cellular component: intracellular anatomical structure; dystrophin-associated glycoprotein complex. Gene Ontology annotation, molecular function: protein binding; structural molecule activity.
GCGUGUGUAUGUGUGGGUGAGAGAUUGUACUCGAAUUGCUCUCUUGGCACGCAUUUGACUUCACAUCGAAUUGAAUUUCAGUGCGUUCGCGAACAGCCUUACAAAACGUUGUGCCACAAUCGGAAGCGGAUGAGCGACUAAUCCACAAAGUGGUUGUGAAGUGAAGCAAAGUGAGAGAGAAGGGAGAAAAUAAAGGAAAACAGUGACAAACCAAAAAAAAUGUUAGCAUACUUUUUCGAGUUGUUGUCGAUGGUCAAGCGUUAGUAAUGCCGUUGGCGAAUCGAAUAAUUAUUUAAUGAAUUCACAAAUUCAACAAUAACGUGCAAAAAUGUGACCCAAUUCUAAGCGCGAUUGUUGGGCGGAAAAAAUAACAAAAACAACAACUCGUAUUACUCAAAUUGUAAAUGCAUUUGCAAUCCGAUGAAUUCGCUGUGACAUGCGACGAUAGCCAUUAAAUUAUAAUAAAUAUUCAGAGUUUUCAUUUCUCUGCUGAACGUCAAGUGCUCAAGUUGUGCAUUUUAUAACAUUCUAGUGAAUAGUACGACAAUUAAAUCGGAUCAUACAUAUGUACAUAUAUAUGUACAUAUAUAUCGAGCAGCAGCCCCAAAAAGUUUCCUUUUACUUGCUGCUCUUUUAACCAGCAGCACAGCUGAUUGUCAACGACGCUCCAAAAAGAGAGACAAUUAGAGAGAGAGAGAGAGAGAGAGUAGCUCAGCUUUCAGCGAACAUGUUGGCUUGUUUGGUUUGAGCCAACGCCACCUGCACCACCAUAACCACCCUCAAGCCGUAUUGCCUGCUGGCUAACGUAACGAGUUUCGAGACACGCACGCCAACAACAACAACAGCAACAACAAAAAGAAGAGGAAGCAGAACAACGACAGAGUUCACGUCCACAUCCACUUCCACGUAAUAUAGCCAUAAUCAAAGGUAGCCCUAGCCGUUGCCGUUGCCGUUGCCGUUGCCCAGGUCAACAGCUCGGGGGUGCACGCACGUGUGUGUCUGUGAAAAUAUGAAGCUCUCAGACAACAUGGCGACGCCGAUUGAGGAAAAACUCGAUCAAAACUUAAAGGUGCGUUCUGGCAUGGUACACGUUAGCGAUGGCAAAAGCAGACCAGAACCACUCAGACUUAACUUAACAAUGGAAUUGCUGACCUUGCAAAAGUUGGAAAUUGUUACGCCAACAAGCUCACAGCACAAUGGACCGCCGAUGGAAUCCAAGGAGCGUAUGGUACAAAUCACAAGACAAAAACAGGGUGGCCUUGGCCUGAGCAUAAAGGGUGGGGCUGAGCAUAAAUUGCCCAUAUUAAUAUCGCGUAUCUACAAGGAUCAGGCGGCUGACAUAACCGGUCAACUGUUUGUGGGAGAUGCCAUUAUAAAGGUGAAUGGGGAAUAUAUAACAGCUUGUCCCCACGACGAUGCAGUCAACAUUCUGCGCAAUGCCGGCGACAUUGUUGUCCUCACAGUUAAACAUUACCGUGCCGCAACACCCUUCCUGCAGAAGCAAUUAACAAAAGAUACACCUGACUCGGACAACGAUGUCACUUGUGCCGAGCUGAAAGCCGACGAAGGAUACAAGUCAUCCGUAAAUAGCGGCACCAUAAGUCGCAGCUGCAGUCGGCCAAUGUCAAUUUGCUCGGAGCCUGAGAAACGCUGGACUGAUGUGGUGGCAGUGCCUCUAAUGAUGGCCUAUGUCACACGUUACAUCUACGGAACGGACAAGUUACGUCCAAAUGCAUUCGAGGUGCGUGGCUUGAACGGUGUCACCACCGGGGUCAUACACUGUGAUGAGCUGGCGAUACUCAGUCAGUGGUUAAAACUAAUAACUGACAAUGUUGUGGGCCUUACACAUCUGCAGAUGAAACUUUACAACCGCAAUUUUGCAGUUGGUGAACGCAUUGAGUACAUGGGUUGGGUCAACGAGGGAGUUAUCAAUAACAAUAUCUCAUGGCAGAGCUAUAAGCCCCGAUUUUUAUUGCUCAAAGGCACUGAAGUAAUGCUAUUCGAAACGCCUCCACUGAAUGUGGCAGGUAUUACCAAGGCUCUGGUGGUGUAUAAAGUAUAUCAAACCAUGUUUCGCAUUGUCAAGGAAUCGGAGACCGUGGAUAGCCGACAGCAUUGCUUUCUGUUACAAAGUUCUGGACACGAGCCACGUUAUUUGAGCGUGGAAACCCGCCAAGAGCUGCUGCGCAUUGAGAACAGCUGGAAUGCGGCAAUUGUGACCAGUGUUAUCAAAUUGGGCCGCAAGACCUUUGCCGUUUCGCAUCAUGGCAAAAGUGGCGGGUUGACACUUGACUGGCAGGCAGGCUUCUCACUGACAGAGGGCGCCGAUUCAACCGUGGUCUGGCAGUAUAAGUUUUCCCAGCUGCGCGGCUCCAGUGACGAUGGCAAAUCAAAGUUGAAGCUACAUUUUCAGGACAACGAGACGCGGGCAAUUGAGACAAAGGAAUUAGAGUGCCAGGUCCUGCAGAGUUUGCUAUUUUGUAUGCAUGCCUUUCUCACCGCCAAAGUUGCUUCAGUGGAUCCGGCAUUCUUGAGUUCAAUACAACAGACCUAAGCUUUAUCGCUGGCUUUCGAUAGCACUCUGUCGAUAAUUUGAGAAUCAAAAAUUGUAUAGGCUAAAUAACUAAAAUUUUGUAUUUCUAAAAUACAAUAAAUAUUUCUAGACUUAAGAAACAAGUUGCAAGUAAGCCAGUUAUAGAUACAUAUUUACUAUGCGAAUAUUUGUAUGAAAUUGCAGUAACAAUUAGUUGAAUUUGAGUUAAAUUUGAUAUAAAAAAUUAUAAAAAAUAUUAAAAAGGUAGAACGAUUGAUAUACUUAAAGUGAAAUCUCUUGGUGCAACACAGUAAACUUAAGCG